Messenger RNA from Endocarpon pusillum Z07020, 1674 nucleotides. RefSeq names its product 2-methylcitrate dehydratase. Gene Ontology annotation, molecular function: 2 iron, 2 sulfur cluster binding; 2-methylcitrate dehydratase activity. The transcript has a single exon. The coding region runs from base 1 to 1674 and encodes 557 amino acids. Lineage: Eukaryota; Fungi; Ascomycota; Eurotiomycetes; Verrucariales; Verrucariaceae. The record is from RefSeq and is a predicted model, not a curated record. Gene Ontology annotation, cellular component: mitochondrion.
AUGCUCUCCUCCAAUCUCUUCUACAAAGCUAUCCCACUCUGGCAAUUCGCAGCCAAAAGUGCUACCAGUCUUCUGCCGCGAACUGCCACACUCUCAUCCCGGACAAGUUUGCGACGUCAAUUAUUUGUCCCACGAAAGACGUCCGUCAUGGCUACUCCGUUCUCAACCCAGAUGCCUACCAAAAAGGACACUUUAGCAGCAAGGCCAUCCCAAGAAUUCGACUCUGAGAUCAAUGACAUGGCUUCCUACAUUCACAAUUACAAGAUAGACUCGGACCUUGCCCUGGACACGGCACGCUUCGUCUUCCUCGAUACUCUUGGCUGUGGUCUCGAAGCCCUCCGUUUUAAAGCAUGUACCAAGUUACUUGGUCCAAUUGUUGAAGGAACAGUAGUGCCCAAUGGCACCAGAGUACCGGGCACACCUUACCAACUCGACCCUGUCAACGGGGCUUUCAAUAUUGGAGCUAUGAUUCGAUGGCUCGACUACAAUGACUGCUGGCUAGCGGCAGAAUGGGGUCACCCAUCGGACAACCUCGGUGGCAUCCUAGCAGUCGCAGAUUGGAUCAAUCGAACUAACCGGGCAGGAGGAAACCUAGGCAAUGGCAAAAUCUUUACCGUCCACGACGUGCUGGAAGGCAUGAUCAAAGCCCACGAAAUUCAAGGCUGCCUCGCCCUCGAAAACUCCUUCAACAAAGUUGGCCUUGACCACGUCGUCCUGGUCAAGGUGGCAACCGCAGCCGUCGUCUCCAAAAUGCUAGGUCUAACCGAAGCACAGACUCGAGAUUGCAUUUCCCAAGCCUGGGUCGAUGGGCAAUCCCUCCGCACCUACCGCCAUAGCCCCAACACCAUGUCUCGAAAAUCCUGGGCCGCCGGCGACGCCUGCCAACGAGCCGUCAACCUCGCCCUGAAAGUCUCUAAGGGAGAACCGGGUGUCCCGACCGUCCUAUCCGCCCCGAUUUGGGGCUUCUACGACGUGCUCUUCCAAGGUCGUAAAUUCGAAUUCCAACGGCGCUAUUCUAGCUACGUGAUGGAGAACGUUCUCUUCAAGGUGUCUUACCCGGCAGAGUUCCACUCUCAAACCGCCAUUGAAGCUGCCCAGAAGAUCUAUGCGCAGCUAAAAGGCAUCGGGAAGAGCGCAGAAGACAUAAAGGAGAUCACAAUCCGCACGCACGAGGCGUGUAUAAGGAUCAUCGACAAGCAAUUCAAAGCCAUGGACAACUUCGCUGAUCGAGAUCACUGCAUCCAAUAUAUGGUAUCUGUCAUGCUCGUCUUCAAUCGACUCGAAGCGACGGAUUACACUGAUGGCAGUGAAGCCGCAGAAUCAGCACUCAUUGAAUCCCUCCGAAAACGCAUAAAAUGCGUGGAAGACCCACAAUUCACGCAGGACUACCACGACCCGAGUCUACGAACGAUAGCCAAUGCAUUGACGGUGACGCUGAACGAUGGGAGCUCGUUGCCAGAAGUUAUAGUUGAGGCGCCACUUGGGCAUAAGCUGCGAAGGGAGGAGGCCAAGCCGGAGAUCCUUGCCAAGUAUCAGAGGCAUCUGAGGCCGCAUUAUUCAGAGGAGAAGGUUACGGAGUUGGUCAAAUUGGGUUUAGAUGCUAAGAGGUUGGAGGCGAUGGAGAUAGACCAGUAUGUGGAUUUGUAUGUGAAAGAUACGAUGGACUGGCUGUAA